This is a messenger RNA of Hansenula ciferrii, 1221 nucleotides long. RefSeq names its product Zinc finger transcription factor YRR1. Gene Ontology annotation, biological process: regulation of DNA-templated transcription. The coding region runs from base 1 to 1221 and encodes 406 amino acids. Gene Ontology annotation, molecular function: zinc ion binding; DNA-binding transcription factor activity, RNA polymerase II-specific. The transcript has a single exon. The record is from RefSeq and is a predicted model, not a curated record. NCBI's taxonomy places the organism in Eukaryota, Fungi, Ascomycota, Saccharomycetes, Phaffomycetales, Wickerhamomycetaceae.
AUGUCAAAUAAAGCAGAAGAUUCAGGUUCAAACUCACCAGCUCCUCAGAGUAACAAGAGAAAAGAAGAUAAAGAAAAAGAUAAGUAUUCCAAAAGACAAAAAAUUACACUGUCAUGUACAGAAUGUAGAAGACGUAAAAUUAAAUGUGAUCAUAAAAAACCAAUUUGUGAAAAUUGUAUUAAAAAAAAUUUACAAGAUCAAUGUACAUAUUCAACAUCACCAUGGAUUCAAAUUAUUUCAAGUGAAAAUCAAAUUUAUGAAGAAAUUAAAUCAUUAAAGAAAGAAAAUGAUUUAUUAAUUAAAAAUAUUACAUUAUUAAAAGAACAAUAUGGAAAAUUUAAUGGUGAAGGUAAUAAUAAUAAUAAUAGUGGUUCAAGUACAAAUAAUGGUCAUAAUUCAACACAUGAUGACCUAAGUGGUGGAAGUACUGCAUCACCAAGUUCAAAUAAUCCAUUAACUCCAUCAUCAACAACUUCAAUUCAAGCAAAUUCACAAGGUAAUAAAGAAGAUACUAUUGCUAAACAAUUAUCAAAUUUAUUAUUAAAAUCUAUUGUUUCUAGAAUCCGUUCAUUAGAUGAUUCUAUAAUUACAAUUCCACCAAAAUUUAAUUCACCAUUAACACCAAUGUUAACAUUAAAAAUUAAUAAUGAUAAAAAAUAUAAAGAAAUUUUCUUAGAUCAAUUAUUAAUUAAUUAUUUACCAUCAUUUGAAAUUAUUGAAUAUCAUAUAAAUUAUUUUUUCAAUUCAAAUUUUUUUAAAAAUUUACAAAUUAUAUCACAAUCACAAAUUUUAAAUUCAUUUAACAAGAUGUUUAAUAAAAUUGAUAAAAAAAUUCAAAUUGACCCUAAGCGUGAAAUUCAAGAUUUUUUACAAUUAGCUAUAAUUUUAACAAUUUUAAAAAUUACAUCAGUUUAUAAAGAUACACCAUUUACAGAUCCAGAAAAUAAAUUAAUAUUAUAUAUUGAUGCAUCAUUAGGAUUUGGUGAACUGAUUACAAGAUCUUCCAUCCCGGCAUUACAAGCUGUUAUUUUGGUUAAUUCAUAUAGAUUAUUUGUUCAAGAUAUGAAUGAAAUUGAUCUUUAUUUCUUGAUUCAAUUAUGUCAAGAUUUUGCAAUUGCAAUUGGAUUACAUAAAAAUAUUGAUGUAUUAUAUGAAGAUAAAACUUUAGAAGAACGAGAAAUGUUGAAAACAAUCUGGAAUUGUUUGAAUGAUACAAGAUAA